Messenger RNA from Rhododendron vialii, 513 nucleotides. RefSeq lists its product as uncharacterized. Lineage: Eukaryota; Viridiplantae; Streptophyta; Magnoliopsida; Ericales; Ericaceae. The coding region runs from base 1 to 513 and encodes 170 amino acids. The record is from RefSeq and is a predicted model, not a curated record. The transcript has 2 exons.
AUGGCGGUAGCUGUCCCGAGAGGAAGGCUCGAGGCGGUCAGUGACUGGGCUCCUACUGUGUGCGCCGCUGUGGUGCGAGACGAUGGGACUUCUGGCUCCGGGGCCGUUCAGGCUCUCGCGUUAACUUUGACUUGCGAGCUGAUGUUUCGUCUACUCAAGAAGGGAGUCCAAUUCAAGUGCGACGACAAGUACCAAAGGGCCUUCGAUGCGAUUUGGAGAUAUCUUCAAAAUCCAUCUGUUCUAAUGCUGCCUGUCCCAAGAAAACCUUUGAUCCUAUACUUGUCCGUCACCUCAUCCUCAAUGUGGUGCAUGCUAGCACAAAAGGGAGACGAUGGGGUUGAAAAGAAAAUUUACUAUCUAAGAAAAAAGAUGGUUGGAUGCGAGGAAAGGUACACUUCACUAGAAAAAGACAUGUUGGGCUCUUUUCUGGGCCUCCAAAAAGCUAAGACACUACAUGCUUGCUUACUCAGUAGUGCUGAUUUCUCAAAUGGACCCUGUCAAAUAUAUGUUUGA